AAAUUAUCUUGUUCUAGGGUGGUUUAAAGUUUUUAUCCUUAAAUUUUAUUACUUUACACGUUUUUAGAAUACUGUAGUUCUUAUAAAUAAUUGUGCAUUAUAAUUCUUAGUUGAUAAUCUAAAACAGUGAUAUUGAAAGAACUUUAAAUAAAUGCUGUAAAGUUGAAAAAAAAAAUGUCGAAAGAAGAAUUUAAGCAAUGGAUAUGUAAUAAACUGUCUGCUUUGUUACAGUUUGAAGUUCAAAAUGAAAUGGCUGAGUAUAUUUUUUCUAUACAAACUGAAAAUGAUUUAGAUGAAUAUUGUAAUUCACUAUUGGAUCUUAAAUCUUCAGUUCAUAAACAGUUUUUAAGUGAUUUAAAGAAAAGAUUUCGCUUAUUACACCAAUCAUCAAAAAAUGAAUUUAUGCAAACUAAUAAAAAUAAAAAACAAACGAGCAUUAAAAAUCAAAAUUUAUCUACAGACUUAGGAAAAAUACCAAAAUCAAAUUUAACAAAAUCAAAGAAUAAAAAGUAUGUUAAUAUAUUUUCAAAUGAAGGCAUUAAUCGUCAGGAAAUAUUUUUAAAGGGUCGUCAUAAGUGUGACUGUCAAGCAUCAAAACAUGGUUUAAUUAAUAAUUGUUUAAGUUGUGGUAGAAUAGUAUGUAAACAAGAAGGUUCUGGUCCAUGUGUUGUUUGUAGUGAAUUGGUCUGUUCUAAUGAUGAAAAAAUUUUAUUGAAUUGUAAAAAUAAUAAAUCUAAAGAAUUGUACAACAGAUUGAUAGAGCAAACUAUUAACACCCAAGCUGAAAAUGAAGCUUUUGAACAUCGUAAUAAAUUGUUAGAGUUUGAUCGAACUAGUGCUAAACGUACAAAUGUAAUUGAUGACCAAAUGGACUAUUAUUCAGUUAACAGUGGAUGGUUGUCUUCUGAACAAAAAGAUCAAUUAAAAAAAAAAGAAAUACAAAGACAAGAAAAAAAACAUGGUUCUAGGAGAACAAAAAAAAUUACAAUUGAUUUUGCUGGGAGACAAGUAUAUGAAAAAAAGGAAUCGGAUAAUGAUGAAGAUGAAGAACUUAUGAAUGAUGGUAAAGAAACAUAUUGGGUUAAUAUUAAUGAACAGAUAACCAAUCCUCUGAUGAACUUGGAUUUAAAGUUUAAUGAAAAUUGUAUGAAAAAAAUUCAUAGAAAUAACAUAAAUUCAAUUUAUAAAAAUGAAGUGAUUAAGAGAGUUCAAGAUACAGAACUUAUGUUGAUGACAGAUCCAGGCUUAUGUAUGAGUAUGCAUCAACCAUAUGCUUCCCUUCUAUUAUUGAAUAUAAAACGUCAUGAAGGGCGAUCUUGGUAUACUUCACAUCGAGGAAGAUUAUGGAUAGCAUCAACUGCUAAGGUACCAACACCAGAAGAAAUUGAUCGUGUAGAAUUAUUUUAUAAAAAUUUAAGAGGCGAUGUUGAGUUCCCAAAGCAAUAUCCAACAAGUUGUUUAAUGGGUUGUAUAAAUAUAACUGACUGUUUAUCUCAAGAAGAAUAUAUGGAACAAUAUCCAGAAGGAGAAAAUGAAAGUCCAUUUGUAUUUAUAUGUAAAGACCCAAUCAUGAUGAUCAACAAUUUUCCUAUCAAAGGAAGUCACAAAAUAUAUAAGCUGGAUGAAAAAAUUCAUAUUGCUGCUCAAAAAUGUUUAAUUAAACAAAAUAUUUGAUCUAAAUUUUUAAAUUAUACAUGUAGUACAAUGUCUAUUAUAUAAAAAAAUUUUGGCUUAAUUUAUAAACAUUACAUAUGAAAUAAGA
Daktulosphaira vitifoliae (grape phylloxera) is the source of this 1762-nucleotide messenger RNA. Its product is annotated as activating signal cointegrator 1. Bases 175 to 1674 code for a protein of 499 amino acids. The transcript has 12 exons. Gene Ontology annotation, molecular function: zinc ion binding; transcription coactivator activity. Lineage: Eukaryota; Metazoa; Arthropoda; Insecta; Hemiptera; Phylloxeridae. The record is from RefSeq and is a predicted model, not a curated record. Gene Ontology annotation, cellular component: nucleus. Gene Ontology annotation, biological process: positive regulation of DNA-templated transcription.